AAUUGGCCAACCUGGCAACGGUGUUUAAGGGCAUCCGUGUUGCCUUUUCGGUGGAAUUGCGGGUUAUGUGAUUUGUGUGUGAAUUUCUCUUCGCUUUGCAAUUGCUUUAAAUUCAAAAAGUCCAAGAAUGUUAGCCCAUGCUGCAAGAUAUAGCUGUCGUGCCGCUUUGCCGCGCAGAAAUCUAAUCAGUUUUUCACGUAAUAUUGUGCCAUAUAGUGUAUCCUCUAAUUUGUUAGCAAAAGUGCAGAUUAAUACUGCUGCAUCUGCACAUUCUGAUCACAAUCAUUCUAAAAUUUGGACUGCAGAAAGAUUCCUUUCUGCUGGAUUAGUUGGUCUUCUUCCUUUGUCGUUAGCAUAUCCUGCCCCUGCUCUUGAUUAUGCUCUCGCUGUAGCCUUGACUGCUCAUGUUCAUUGCAAGCAGACACAGAUUAUUAAAAGUAGCAGUUGUACAGAUUCUGCUGAUGCUCAAAAUGGAAAUCAUGAUAAAGAAAAAUGGAUUGAAGAACAUUAA
Stegodyphus dumicola is the source of this 511-nucleotide messenger RNA. RefSeq names its product succinate dehydrogenase, subunit D (gene SdhD). Lineage: Eukaryota; Metazoa; Arthropoda; Arachnida; Araneae; Eresidae. Gene Ontology annotation, cellular component: membrane; respiratory chain complex II (succinate dehydrogenase); mitochondrial envelope. Gene Ontology annotation, molecular function: heme binding; ubiquinone binding. The record is from RefSeq and is a predicted model, not a curated record. Gene Ontology annotation, biological process: mitochondrial electron transport, succinate to ubiquinone; tricarboxylic acid cycle.